Molecule: messenger RNA, 1734 nt
Organism: Aedes albopictus (Asian tiger mosquito)
Lineage: Eukaryota; Metazoa; Arthropoda; Insecta; Diptera; Culicidae
Gene: Dph1
Product: 2-(3-amino-3-carboxypropyl)histidine synthase subunit 1
Exons: 3
Coding region: 284-1639 (451 amino acids)
Biological process (GO): protein histidyl modification to diphthamide
Molecular function (GO): 2-(3-amino-3-carboxypropyl)histidine synthase activity
Source: RefSeq, a predicted model, not a curated record
UCAUAGCUCGUGUGCAGUUUGUCACGUAAUCCAUGCUGCCUUUCGCUGGAUUGCGACGGUUUGGAGUCAUCCACCUCACUCACCAGUUCACACUCUAGACUGCAGAGAAGACAAACUUGCAACUCCUCCCACAGUUACCUGAGUGAAAAAAGUGUUUUUCCUUGUCCGAGGUGACCUUCCGAAGCAGCAGGAGAAGUUGUUGACAACAGGCGGUUCCUGGUUCUCCACUGGAGGAAGUUGGACAACAACAGAGACACGACGGACAGCAACGAACGGCGGCACCAUGGCAGCGGUGGCAGUUGAACAACCCUCCGACGUGAAAAUCGUCAAGGCCAAACCCGUGCGAAAGGUGUUCAAGGGAGCCACACGAGUGAUUAACAAAAUUCCACAAUCUCUGCUUAACGAUCCGGAGCUGAAUGCGGCGAUCAGUGUUCUUCCCACGAAUUACAACUUUGAGAUUCACAAAACGAUAUGGCGCAUUCAGGAGAUGAAGGCCAAACGGGUUGCGCUGCAGCUACCGGAGGGGCUUUUGAUGUUUUCCCUGGUGAUAAGUGACAUCAUUGAAAAAUUCACCGAAGCAGACACGAUAGUCAUGGGCGACGUCACAUAUGGGGCAUGCUGCGUAGAUGAUUUCACUGCCAAAGCUCUCGGAGCAGAUCUGCUGGUGCACUACGGACAUAGCUGCCUCAUUCCCGUGGACCAAACGGCCGGCAUAAAAGUGCUGUACGUAUUUGUAGAUAUCAAAAUAGAUGCCCUGCACUUCAUUGAAAGUGUGAAGUUAAACUUUCCCAACCAACGUAAACUGGCACUGGUCAGUACGAUUCAGUUUGUGGCCACGCUUCAUUCAGCUGCCAAGGAGCUAAGGGAGGCCGAAUAUGACGUAUUGAUUCCGCAGAGUAAGCCCUUGAGCCCUGGAGAAAUCCUCGGAUGUACGGCUCCCCGGAUACCGGAUGAACGGAUAUUGAUCUACUUGGGAGACGGCCGGUUUCACCUGGAAGCGGCCAUGAUUUCCAAUCCUUCGCUGAAAGCCUACAAGUACGAUCCCUACGAGAAGAAGUUCACCCGGGAGCACUACGACCACGCGGAAAUGCGACGCAACCGGAAGAAGGCCAUCGAUGCCAGCAGAGGAGCGAAAAAGUUCGGGCUGAUUUUGGGGACUCUGGGUCGACAGGGGUCUACCAAGGUGAUGGAUCAUUUGCAGAAACGAUUGAAGCAGCACAAUCGACAAGCGGUUAUCAUUCUACUGUCGGAGAUAUUCCCAACAAAGCUGGAACUCUUCAAGGACGUCGAUGCGUUUGUGCAGGUGGCAUGUCCGCGCCUUUCCAUCGACUGGGGCACUGCAUUCCCGAAACCACUUCUUACACCGUACGAACUGUCGGUGGCGCUGGGUGACGCAGAGUGGAAACUACCCGAUGACAAUAAAAUCUCCAACGGACACCAAGCGCACACGACAAACGGCAUUACUUCGGCACCGGCAGCAAAGGAGGAAGUCUACCCGAUGGAUUUCUAUGCCAACAAAAGUCUGGGAGAAUGGACGCCCAACCACAAGCCGUUGGACAUUUGCGAGAAUUCCUUGGAUGGCGGAUGCUGCGGCCGGUGCACGGAGGAGAAAAACCGGGAAAAGAAACUGGGCUUAUGAUUUGGCUUCUAGACAGCGGCAUCGCCGCCCAUUUUAUCUCAAUAUGUGUGGAUAAAUAGAUGAAUGAAUGCAAUCGCCAUUUGUUGCAUCUUGCA